UUUGACAAUUCCACCCAGCUCUAUAACUGUCAUCUUGUUGCUCCUUAUAGAACAUUUCUUUUUCGCUUUUCUUGUGGCUGGUUUUCCCCUGCUAGCACUCAGUAUGUCUGGGCGCGGGAAGCAAGGAGGCAAAGCUCGCGCCAAGGCUAAGACCCGGUCAUCGCGAGCCGGACUCCAGUUCCCCGUGGGCCGAGUGCACCGCCUGCUCCGAAAGGGCAACUACUCCGAGCGGGUCGGUGCCGGGGCCCCCGUGUACCUGGCGGCGGUGCUGGAGUACCUAACGGCUGAGAUCCUGGAGCUGGCGGGCAACGCGGCCCGCGACAACAAGAAGACGCGUAUCAUCCCGCGCCACCUGCAGCUGGCCAUCCGCAACGACGAGGAGCUCAACAAGCUCCUGGGUCGCGUGACCAUCGCUCAGGGUGGCGUCCUGCCCAACAUCCAGGCUGUGCUGCUGCCUAAGAAGACCGAGAGCCACCACAAGGCCAAGGGCAAGUGAAACGU
Molecule: messenger RNA, 501 nt
Organism: Orcinus orca (killer whale)
Lineage: Eukaryota; Metazoa; Chordata; Mammalia; Artiodactyla; Delphinidae
Product: histone H2A type 1-B
Exons: 1
Coding region: 104-496 (130 amino acids)
Cellular component (GO): nucleosome
Molecular function (GO): protein heterodimerization activity; DNA binding; structural constituent of chromatin
Source: RefSeq, a predicted model, not a curated record